Messenger RNA from Myxocyprinus asiaticus (Chinese sucker), 1501 nucleotides. RefSeq names its product aldo-keto reductase family 1, member B1 (aldose reductase), tandem duplicate 1 (gene akr1b1.1). The transcript is spliced from 10 exons. Gene Ontology annotation, cellular component: cytosol. NCBI's taxonomy places the organism in Eukaryota, Metazoa, Chordata, Actinopteri, Cypriniformes, Catostomidae. The coding region runs from base 132 to 1079 and encodes 315 amino acids. The record is from RefSeq and is a predicted model, not a curated record. Gene Ontology annotation, molecular function: aldose reductase (NADPH) activity.
ACUUCAGAUGCAACCUCAGGUUAUAAUACCAUCAGCCAACAAGGCUGCUAAUGAAGAAGACUGUAGAGGUGUGAGGGUUAACAAAUGCUCUGUAUAUUAUAUCUAUUGAGUGCUCUAUUUUAAAAUUCAUAAUGACAACUGUAACUCUCUAUAAUGGUGCUAAAAUGCCCAUUGUUGGACUGGGUACAUGGAGGUCUGAACCAGGCCAGGUAAAAGAAGCUGUAAAGGCAGCCAUACUGGCCGGCUACCGCCACAUUGAUGGAGCUCAUGUCUAUGAAAAUGAGAAUGAAGUUGGGACCGGUAUAAAUGCUAUGAUCAACCAAGGGGUGGUGAAGAGAGAAGACCUUUUCAUAGUCAGCAAGCUGUGGUGCACUUACCACGAGAAACACUUGGUAAGAGGGGCAUUUGAAAAGACCCUAAGAGACCUUAAACUGGACUAUGUGGAUCUCUACCUUAUGCACUUUCCUAUGGGUGUUAAGCCUGGAAAAGAGUUUUUCCCAGUUGAUGAGGAUGGCCGUGUUAUUCCAGACAACAGCAACUUUCUAGAAACAUGGGAGGCAAUGGAGGAGUUGGUGGAUGCUGGGUUGGUCAAGGCCAUUGGUAUCUCCAAUUUCAACCGAGAUCAGAUUGAAGCAAUCCUGAAUAAACCAGGACUCAAGUACAAACCUGCCAACAAUCAGAUUGAGUGCCACCCCUACCUGACUCAGGAGAAGUUGAUUAACUACUGUCAGUCCAAAGGCAUUACAGUCACUGCAUACAGUCCUCUGGGUUCCCCAACCAGACCAUGGGCAACGCCAGAUGAGCCAUCUCUGCUGGAAGAACCAAAGAUCAAGGCCAUUGCAGAUAAGCAUGGUAAAACCACAGCACAGGUCCUAAUCCGCUUCCACAUGCAGAGAAAUGUUGUGGUUAUUCCUAAAUCUGUCAACCCUGCCAGAAUCAAAGAGAAUUUCCAGGUCUUUGAUUUUGAGAUGAGUAAAGAGGAGAUCAACACUAUAAUGAGUUUUAACAGAAACUGGAGAGCUUUUAUGUUGGAAUGGGCUUCCAAUCAUAAGGAUUAUCCAUUGCAUGCAGAAUAUUAAAGCUAAUAUAUAUAUAUAAUAUAGUAUGAUAACAUAUGGCAAGGAAGUGAUAACUGAUAAACACGGUUAUGUAUAAAAACCACAUUAUCAGCAUUUAUUUAACUGAGAUUAAGCCACUGUAGGGUAAAAAACUUGGAUAAAUGUCCAAAUAAGUUGUUAAAGACAAAACAGAGAUGUUUGAGUUAGGAGUUUAUGUUGAUCUUCAACGCAUCAGACAACACACCAAACAUUAGAUGAUCUUGCAAAUAAACUGGAAGUGCUUUUAUAUCAAAUUAUACAAAUAUUGUCAACAUUUUAAAAAAAUAUAUAUAUAUAUUCUCUGAACCAAUUCAUAACUUGUUAAAGCAUGCACUUUAUCAUUUUAAUUUACCAAUUGGGCAAAGUCUAUAACAUCUUUCAAAUAAAACUUCUAGUUACAUGUG